Messenger RNA from Cloeon dipterum, 570 nucleotides. RefSeq names its product ribosomal protein L21 (gene RpL21). The coding region runs from base 66 to 545 and encodes 159 amino acids. Gene Ontology annotation, molecular function: structural constituent of ribosome. The transcript has 5 exons. NCBI's taxonomy places the organism in Eukaryota, Metazoa, Arthropoda, Insecta, Ephemeroptera, Baetidae. The record is from RefSeq and is a predicted model, not a curated record. Gene Ontology annotation, cellular component: cytosolic large ribosomal subunit; ribosome. Gene Ontology annotation, biological process: translation.
UUUUGUUUUGUUUCCUCUUCCUCCAUCACAGCCGUGAGCUUUGUUAACUCCGCCAGCUCGCAAAGAUGACCAACUCCAAGGGAUACAGGCGGGGCACCCGCGACAUGUUCUCGCGGCCCUUCAGGAAGCACGGCGUCAUCCCCCUGUCCACAUACCUCAAGGUUUACAAGGUCGGAGACAUCGUCGACAUUAAGGGUCACGGAGCCGUGCAGAAGGGCAUGCCCUACAAAAUCUACCACGGAAAGACCGGCCGUGUUUACAACGUCACCCAACACGCCCUCGGCGUCAUUGUCAACAAGAGGGUGCGCGGCAGAAUCAUUCCCAAGAGAAUUAACAUCCGCAUUGAGCACGUGAAGCACUCCAAGUGCCGAGAGGACUUCUUGAGGCGCGUCAAGGAGAACGAACUCAAGCGUAAGGAGGCCAAGGAAAAGGGCACCAUGGCCCUGCUCAAGAGACAGCCUGCUCCUCCGAGGAAAGCACACAUUGUCAGCGGCAAGGUCGAGCCUGUUAUGUUGGCGCCCAUCCCAUACGAGUUCAUUGCCUAAGUUAAUAAAAUACUUUAUUAUGUAA